Molecule: messenger RNA, 4672 nt
Organism: Homalodisca vitripennis (glassy-winged sharpshooter)
Lineage: Eukaryota; Metazoa; Arthropoda; Insecta; Hemiptera; Cicadellidae
Gene: GABPI
Product: palmitoyltransferase ZDHHC23
Exons: 7
Coding region: 305-1408 (367 amino acids)
Biological process (GO): protein targeting to membrane; peptidyl-L-cysteine S-palmitoylation
Cellular component (GO): Golgi apparatus; endoplasmic reticulum
Molecular function (GO): protein-cysteine S-palmitoyltransferase activity
Source: RefSeq, a predicted model, not a curated record
ACUCGUUCAUUUUUAUUAUUAAUGAUUCAUAUCAGCAAAUUUUACUGGAUGGCAUUUGUUAUCAUUGAUUAGUAAUCUCAAGUGUUAAUACAUAAUAUCAGUGAUAUAAUAAAUGGAAGUGAAGAACAUAUUAGUGAAUUAUUAUUUGUAGAUCUGUUUUGAUGACACGACCAGGCUUGUAUAAUUAUAAAAUAUUAGAAGGUUAUGUGGCGCCUGUUCAAUAUAAAUAGCCUAUCCAUGUUAUGAUUGGGCUGCCACCCUAGUACAUGAAAAGCAAUGCAUGCUUCAUCUAUAAAAUGUUGACAUGAACGACACCGAAGAUAGAUCAUUAAAUUUAUGCUGUUGUGAAUACAUAGAUAUUGAUGAUGAACGGAAUCAUAUCUUAGGCUGCUGCUGCAAUUGUGUCGAGCUUGACUUAUGUGUUGACAGGCUGUUGAGGUGUAAGGGUGUCUCAUCACGUUCUGUGGGCCGGAUAGUGGCCACUAUGCAAGACCGCAUGCGCAUGCCGUGGCGAGGUGGUGCGAGGCAGCUCAGCCUCGACUCCGUUGUGCCUGUGGUUCUGCUGCCAGCUCUGGGCUAUAUUGCUGCCCAAGGAGUCUGGAUCUCCGUCAUUGUAUUCACCACGCUGCCCAUCUUUCUCACCUACGUGCACUACAUCAUCAUGAGGACCUCGUCACAGUCGAAAUUCUUCUACGUGUGGACCAUCAUGUCGGUGGCUCUAAUUGUGACCGUGUUCGAGGUUCCGGUCGUUGUCACUCUAGACAUCGCUCCGGAGGAACAUAAAAUAUUCCUGCUGUUUUCUGUGGUCAUGGUGUUCUGUGGGGCAAAGACAAGACUGACAGCCGAGCAGUCACACGUCAAGGGUGAUGUCAAGUCUGACGAGUGUGACCUCGAGUGUACGGUGUGCCACAAAAGUGUGCUGCCACGCACGUUUCACUGCUGCAUCUGCCAUACAUGUGUCGUCAAGCGUGACCAUCACUGCGCGUGGCUAGACUGCUGUAUCGGAGAGAGCAACUAUCGUUGGUACAUGGCAACUCUAUUGUCAGCAGUUUGUCAGCUUGCUUUCUGCUCCAACCUGAUUCUGACGACAGCAUGCCAUCCAUUUACACUGUUUGCCAACAUCAUGUUGCCUGACGACUGUAGUGAUGUCUAUUUUGAUAUUUUGUAUGCUACAAUAUUUGUUACGGCCUUGUACUCCCUGGAGGCGACAGUGUUGCUGUUGGCGUUAUUGGUCCACGAGUGCUGGCUCAUCUCGCUUGGCGUGACAGGACACGAAUGGCGAGCCCUCACAGUAAAAGUGUGCUGUGGACUGCGCUCCAGCCGCCCUUACAGCAAGGGUUUCCUACGCAACUGGUUCCACUUUUUCUUAGGUCCACGUUCAAAGCAAAUGUCAGCACUGACUAUAUAAUAGAGGCAGUGGAAACCUUCAGAGCACGCCAGGUUCACUUUACUCCUAGAUAAGCUUGGUCAACAAAAUUGCACUUUGUGUUGUGAUAAGGAAAAGUUCACUGUCUAUACAGGGAGGGUGCACCAAACAGAGUAGUCUCAUAUGAUUAUAUCAUCCUGCUCUGUUGAUUAUAACUCAUUGCAAUAACUGUUAUAUUUAUUCUGCAAGAAGAAGUGUGUUAUAACUGUAUUGUAGGAUCAAACAAGAAAGAGAGGGAGAGAACAAUACAUUCAUUUUCUACUCUCACUCACUCUCUCGCUCUCCACACCAGUUUAUAUGAUCUCUACUGUAAUUUAUAAGGCUUAUUUGUAUACAUUUUUAUAUGUACACAUACAAAGAUUUAAUGUAAAAAAGUUUUUAUCUGUUUUUGGAUCUUUUAAAUGGUAAUUUAUAUCUUUGUUUUAUUUUGUAUCGUGAACGGUUCAGUAUUGAUAUUUGUUAUUGAACUAUAAUUUUUAUUUUUUUGUAUUUUUAUAGAUAUUGUAAACCUAUACCAUUAUGUAUGUACAGGGUGUCCCAGAACUAUCUACCAAUAUUUUCAAGUAUUAUUUCUGAGGCAAACCAAAAUAUCACAUAAAAAUUUUGAAAUUCAUGAAUUACACAAAUAGCCGUCAUUUUGUUUUUACACUUAACUACUUUUAAUUUUGAGAAUGGCUUGUUGUAAUAAAUUUAAAUUUGGUAUGUACCUUUAUAACUUAAAAGCCUAUUACAGAAAACAAACUCAAUGUUUCAGAAGCUAUAUAUUGAAAAUGGCUACAUAAUAUUUUUAUUCGUUUGAAUGGUAGCAAUUGAGACAUAUUAUUGUGAAGCAAGUGGAAAAAAUGUUUCAUCAAUAUAUAGUUACUACAGGAUAGCUAGCUACCAUAAUGCAGUAAAAAUUAUUUUUUCCUAACUACUCCAUUCUAAUUAAUAAUUAUAGUUGAUAGAGAGAUGAAUGUCAAACCACGUUAAAUGCAGAUACUGAAGAGUUAAAAAAAAAAAAUAUCCAUCAUGUCCCCCUUUCAGUAUUUAACACAUAAAUUGCACUAAACUACCAAUUAUCGAUUAAUUUUAUCAACUGUACACUGGAAUGAAUUGAGCAGACACAAUCAUUUAAAGACAAGUAGAAGGCCUGGGUUUACAGUCAAAAGCAAAUAAAAUGUUUUUCUCGUACUCGGAAGUCCUAAUGUGAGUGGAGAAAAACCCCACACAAAUUGUAGUUAGUGUGAAAGUUUAUAUAUACAUAAAGCCUCUGCAAUAUCUCGUUUUUACUAUAUAAAUCCAAUAAAAGGUUGUGUUAUUAAAAGAGGAGAAGAUUAUUAUUUUGGUAAUAAAUAGAUGUACAUAUAUGUCAAAUCUACAUCAUUUCAGCGCCUGAGUCGAGGCAAGGUUGAGCAUUUAAUGAUAUGUUAGGUCUGAUAGAGGUUUAAGUAUCAAAGAUAAAGAUUUAUUGUCAUUGUAUAACUUGUACAAAAACUAUUGAAUCAAAAUGGGUGUAAAUCAUUAAUAUUCUUUGGGUUUUAUUCAAUGUUUAUUUUAUUUUUUUUUUAAUUUAGUCUAAAAAAUGGCUGUGUAUAUUGUACAGUAAACUAAGAUGUAUUAAAACAGUAUUUAUUUUAUUAAAGACAUUGAUUGAUUCUGAUUAAGAUACUAUUGCAUAUCACAAUAUUUAAUUUAUAGAAAGAUAUUAAAUUUUUUAGUGGAUUAUAAUAUUGUGUUUUGAUUUGUUUUGAUAAAACCAUAUAUUUAUACUGUUAAUUAAGGGUUAGGAUAAUUUAAAUAGACUCGGCUUGCUGGUUAGAACAGCACUAAAAAUGUUGAAAUGAAUAUAAACACUAAAUUAUAUAAGAACGAAUUGGCCAUUUAGUAGUUAAGUUAUUAAUGUGACAAGUAUCUUUAAAAGCCAUAAAAAACUAAUGAGACAAAAAAAUCAAAUUCAGAGACCUGCUAUUUUUAAUUUAAGGGAACUUUGAAGUCAUGUAUUGAAUAAAAAGUAUUAGUAUUAUUUUUUAUACUGUCUUUAACCAUUUUAAGUUUGCUAACGCUUUUAAUUUUUGUAAUGAAUCAUUAAAAAACUUGUUCUUAGCAUCAGUUGUUUUUUUCUGUUAAUUCAUUUGUAUCAAAGGAAUUUAUUUUAUCAUUGAAUCAAAUAAAUACAUGUUAAUGUAUAUUUCCUUUUGUAAUGUUUCUAAUCCUUGAUAACAAACAAACAUUUUAUUGAUAUAAAACAUUAAGUUAUGUCAUCAACGUCAAUAUUGUAACAAUUUUUGUUGAUUUAACCCUUAAAUGCUGAGAUUUCAAUGGUGACAUUACAGGCUACUGCCAGGUUUAUUUGCCGUGCAAAGAGCUGCUCCACAGUCAGCACAAAUGUAGCAUUUCUCGUCCACCAUGAUCAACUUCAGCGAUAUCUUCAUUUAUCAAACUGCCAUCAGUAUCUUCUGAUAAUGUCAGGUCGUGGUUGAUAAAUGAAGUCCGUAUCGCAAUCCAUCAUCCUCAAAAAAGUUACACUACAGAAUCUCUAACCACAAUACAUCCGGACAAACCUAAUAUUGAACAAACAUCCUUAUCAUUAUUCCUGCCAUCCUGACUGAACCACAAUCAAAAUAAACAACCUUUGCAGUAGCAACUUCAAAAACUCCAUUGAAAAAACUAGAAAACAAUAACAUUCUGUUUUUAACGUCCAGGUAAAACUUCACCAUGUGCUUUCAUGAUGUUUCCAUAAUUGACCAAAAUACAAAAAAAAUCCAAAAUCCAAAUCCAUCAAAUCCAAAAAAAUGAUUUUUUUAAAUUUUGGUUUCCAUCAAAUUGUAGUAGCAAUUAAACACCACUACUGUGAAUUUGUAGUAGUUCUGAUAAACACUACUAGAGGCCAGUGUGUAUUAUUGUACAGCUGUCGGGCGUCGUGUAGCGAAGCAGCUUUGAAUGUGACAACACAGGUUUGGCAGUUGGAGGGUUAAAGAAUGAAGUAUUAAAAUAGAUCUAAACAUUUAAAACACAAUUAAAGACAUAACCCUAUUAUUACAGUAGCAUACAUGAAAUGUUGCUAAGGUGGUUCAGUAUUUUAUAAGUAUUAUUUGUUAAGUUAGGUUUUGUAGAGUUUACCUAUUGAUAAAUUAUUGUGCUGUUAUAUAAAGGCUGAUUACCACACGUCUUUGACACUUCGUCUUUACUCACACAAGCCGAUUGUGUUAUACUGUACUAGUAAUUAGUUUAAGUGCCUAUUAAUAAAUCUUUUUUGACUGAUGG